Molecule: messenger RNA, 2298 nt
Organism: Coregonus clupeaformis (lake whitefish)
Lineage: Eukaryota; Metazoa; Chordata; Actinopteri; Salmoniformes; Salmonidae
Product: NADPH oxidase 4
Exons: 18
Coding region: 280-1959 (559 amino acids)
Biological process (GO): superoxide anion generation; defense response
Cellular component (GO): plasma membrane; NADPH oxidase complex
Molecular function (GO): superoxide-generating NAD(P)H oxidase activity
Source: RefSeq, a predicted model, not a curated record
GUGGAGAAAGAGAGAGAGCGAGAGAGCGAGAGAGGAGGAGAAAACGACAAGCCGGUUCGCCGGUGCUAAAAUACUCCACGCUGUGCACAAGGACACCGGGACAGAAAUGCCCCCCAAAGAUAUGCGAGACAUUAGAAUGCCGGUUUAUCGGGAGUGAUCCGCAAAGAGACGGGUUUUUGUCACUCACUGGUAGGAGGAGAUUCGGAGUCAAACAAAAGGGAUUGAUUCUCUGUAAACUCCCAAACUGGAAAACUUGGCAGCGGUCUGUGCCGCUGAAACAUGGCUUUGUCAGUGCGGAGUUGGGUCGCGAACGAGGGAGGAAAACACUUGGUUCUGGUGCUGUGGCUGGGAGCUAACACCUUGUUGUUCAUGAGGACGUUCCUAUUGUACUACCGUGGGCAGCAGUACCACUAUCUCCAUCAGAUGCUCGGGCUAGGGCUGUGUAUCAGCAGAGCGUCUGCCUCAGUGCUAAAUCUGAACUGCAGUCUGGUGCUGCUGCCUAUGUGUCGCUCUUUACUCACCUACCUCAGAGGAACACACACGGUGACAAGCAGAAAGGCCCGCAGGCUUCUGGACAAGAGUAAGACCUUUCAUGUGGCGUGUGGAGUAGCCAUUUGUGUAUUUUCCGUUGUGCACGUAUCGGCUCAUCUGGCCAACGUGGUCAACUUCAGCAUCAGAUACUCAGAAGAGUUCCCUUCUCUCAACGUUGCUCGCUACAGGGGAGAGGACCCCAGACUCAUCAUUCUGACUACAGUCCCGGGGAUCACUGGUAUCCUAUUGGUCCUCAUCCUCUUUCUGAUGUUCACUGCCUCUUCCUACUGCAUCAGGGUGUCCAACUAUGAGAUAUUCUGGUACACCCACAACCUCUUCAUAGUGUUCUACAUCAUACUGAUGGUGCAUGUGGUCGGUGGUGCUCUGAAGUACCAGACCAACUUCGAGGCCCACCCCCCUGGCUGUCUCAGAGCCAAUCAGACUAACCCGGACAGGACAGAGGAGGAGUCAGGACAGGAUGGAGGAGAUGGAUGGAGCUGCAGGGAGGAGGCUCGGUUCCAACCCAACUCACCUGAGACCUGGCUGUGGGUGUCUGGUCCUCUGUGUCUCUACUGCGCUGAGAGGCUGUAUCGCUACAUUCGGAGCAACUCCCCCGUCACCAUAGUUGCUGUCGUCAGGCAUCCCUGUGACGUCAUCGAGCUGCGCAUGCUGAAGAAGGACUUUAAAGCCCACCCAGGACAAUACAUUGUACUAAACUGUCCCAGUGUGUCAUCAUUUGAAAAUCAUCCCUUCACUCUGACUGCGUGUCCCACGGAGAAGAAAGAAACAUUAGGAAUACAUCUCAGAGUGGUGGGAGACUGGACUGAACGUUUUACGGAGUUGUUGCUUCCUGAGCCGGGAGCCGAGUCAGAGAUCCUACCCAUGGUGCAACAGAGGAGAUACCCAAAGCUGUACGUGGAUGGUCCGUUCGGCAGUCCGUCACAGGAGGUGUUUAACUACGAAGUCAGUCUGUGUGUGGCGGGUGGGAUCGGAGUCACGCCAUUCGCCUGCAUUCUGCACGCCCUGCUGGAUGGCUGGAGGCAUUUCCGUCUGAGGAGGCUAUACUUUGUGUGGGUGUGCAGGGAGCUGCAGUCCUUCUACUGGUUCGCUGAGCUGCUGUGUGCCUUACAUCACAAGCUGUGGCAGGAAAAUAGACCUGACUAUCUGAACCUGCAGCUCUUCGUCAGCCAGGCAGAUGGACUUCAGAACAUCUCUGAGGAGAGGUACCGCCCCCUGAGUUCCCGGCUGCUGAUUGGCCGACCGAGGUGGAAGUUGCUCUUUGAGGAGAUAGGGAAGACCAAUAAGCAUAAGCGGGUGGGGGUGUUCUGCUGUGGGCCUAAAGGCAUCUCCAAGACUCUGCACAGACUGUGUAACUCAGACCGCUACUCAGGAACCACGUUUGAGUUCAACAAAGAGUCCUUCAGCUGAGACCAGCUACCCCUCACCGUGACCCCUGACCAUAGGCCCUGACCCCUGACCCCAGACUCACAGAGAGACAGCUGACUUCAACCUACCAGGAAGUGACUCACUGGUUCUCCUUCCAUCAGAGAGAAGCAUCACUCUCACUGGUGUUGAGUGACGUCACCAGCGAACAACUGGGACUUGUUCACGAACUAAGAGAACCUGGUUGCAAGCCACCAUUUUGAGAAAACACUGCCAUAUUGCUUGCCUCACACCAAUCCAGUCCUGUCAGAUGGUUUUUAUUUAUUUUUAUUUUUAUUUCACCUUUAUUUAACCAGGUAAACCAGUUGAGAACAAGUUCUCAUU